This is a messenger RNA of Oreochromis aureus, 1720 nucleotides long. Its product is annotated as extracellular matrix protein FRAS1-like. The transcript has 5 exons. The record is from RefSeq and is a predicted model, not a curated record. The coding region runs from base 181 to 954 and encodes 257 amino acids. Lineage: Eukaryota; Metazoa; Chordata; Actinopteri; Cichliformes; Cichlidae.
AGCCCUACAUAGUGGUCACUGGAGUGGACAGCUACUAAAACGUACAUAUCUCUUUAAUGCAUUGGUUUCUAUGGUGGAACUGUAUAUUAGCCUCUAGAGUGCUCUCUGCUGCCAUGCUCCAUUGAGGUCAAUUCAGUGUUCAGUUAGUGCAACUGCAAGUAAAUUUCCUCUGAAUCAAAGAUGGCAGACAAACUGUCACCCCUGCCGACCACUGCUGGCAUAUCCUGUCAAUCCUUCUAUGCUAGAAGAGCCCAACAGACUUCAAAUGCAGCAAAGAAUAAGGCAGCGUACAGAAUAGUCCAGGAAAUUCCAUCCAGCUCCAGUGAUGAUGAUUUCAUUGAUGAGUGCAGUGAUGAGGACCAUCUCCCUCCAUCUGUAGUGGUAAACAAAGGCCUGGUGCUUAAUGAAAACUCAGUGAAGAAUCUGACCACGCUGCAGCUGUCAGCCAGCGACCAGGACAGCGAGCCGGGCGAGCUCAUCUACCGCGUCACCAAACAGACGAGCCUGGGACACCUCGAGCAUGCUGCCAGUCCAGGUUGCUCAGACUUUCUACAUCACUAUCAAGCCUGUGGACGACUCCUGCCUCUUCUUCAGGUCCCUGGCAUGAGGGUGCAGGAGGGUGUGAGGAAGACCAUCACUGAGUUUGAGCUGAAAGCCACCGAUGCGGACACAGAGGCGGAGUCCAUCGUCUUCAGCGUCAUCCAGGCUUCUCGACACGUCACCAUCGAGCGCACCAUCAGCGGCCAACACUACCGACAGAUAAGCAGCUUCACCAUGGACGACAUCGACCAGAACCGCAUCAGCUACAACCACGACGGCUCCAACUCGCUCAAAUACCGCUUCACCUUCACCGUGACCGACAGCACCAACCUGCUCUUCAUGGUGGAGGACAACGGAAAAGAGGUGUGUGUGUGUGUGUCUGUGUGUGUGGACAGUUUUAUUACAGUGGGAUGAUUGAAAUGGCAGAGUGAGGGCAUGUCUGCGAGAGUGUGCGUGCUCUGACCUUUUGUGAAUUUGUGGGUGUAUUGAUGUGCUUCUGUCUUUGUGAGGACAGAAACUGGGCGCUUUUGCAAAGGGCGGGCACCUCCGGAAACAGAGAGUGAAAAUAUUUUUGCAAAGGACAUGUUUGGAAGGACAGGAUAUUUCUGUAGCGAAGUUUUGCCUUUUCCCGUCCUCCUGUAAGCUUUGAUGUUUUUGCUUUUCCUGCUUCAAAUAUUCAUAAAAAAUUAGGAUAAUUUUCCUUUUUUGUGUCAUAGUGAGUACUAAUAAACCAUAUACUACAUGUGCAUUUUAAAAACUCACAUCAAUUGGCUGACGGUGUACGAUAUUAAAAGGAAAUGAAGGCUACUUUUUGAUAAGGUGUGCAGCAAAUGCUUAUCUUAUCAGCUUAGUGUGGGAUCACCACAGUCAUGGUUGGGAUAUACUGUGUACAGCAAAUAUAUCCCAACUAUAUCCCAACAAAUCAAACAAAGCCACUUUAAUGUGUCGCAUGCUCAAUUUGAAGCUUGUAAACAUCAUUUUCUUAAUGAUAAUACAUUCUCAAUAACUGAAAUAACCCUUAGCCUGAGAGACGGAGGCAACUCCUUCGCCCCGUUGUGUUCCUGCUCCCAGGGCAGCUCGGGCCCAGCAUUCCCCUGCACCUGUUUCAGUGCUUCAGGUGAGGGAGGCUGAGGUCCAGCUGGUCCCUGCUCCAGUGUCCAGGCCAGCUGAGGCUCUGCCU